This is a messenger RNA of Acanthosepion pharaonis, 912 nucleotides long. The record is from the annotation of a GenBank genome assembly. NCBI's taxonomy places the organism in Eukaryota, Metazoa, Mollusca, Cephalopoda, Sepiida, Sepiidae.
AUGACGUACAAACUGAUUAAGGGAUCCGACACGCCUAGUAUCUGCCCGACAUCUUCGUCCAGCACACAAAUUGUAAGCACUAGCGACUACCAAUCAACAAGUUCAACAUCUGUCAGCAGCAGCAUAUUCACCAGCGACAGCAGCAGCAGCAGAUACACCACCAGCAGCAGCAGAUACACCAGCGACAUCGAGAGCAGCAGCAUAUUCACCAGCAGCAGCAUCGGCAGCAGCAUCGGCAGCAGCAGCAGUUUCACCAGCAGCAGUAUCGACAGCAGCAGCAUCGGCAGCAGUAGCCUCGGCAGCAGCAGCAGCGGCAGCAGCAGCGGUAGCAGCCUAAUCAGCAGUCAAGAUUCGAAUCAACACUCUGCAACUUCUCAAUUUAUCAGCUCGACUUCCAACAUCGAAAGUUCCGACUUAAUAUCAGCGAGUACAUUGAGUAGCAGCAGCCAGGCAUCCAUAAGCCCAACAUCUACCUACGUAGCAGUUACCAGUACUGCGAGCUUUUCGUCCAGCAUCGACGACAGCUCAAAUAUGGUCAGUGCUAGCACGACGGUCCAGACGACAAAUCCAUCCCAGGAUUUGUCUUCCAGCCUAGAACCGUCGUUCAGUAGCAAAUGCUUGUGCCAUUGUCGGGGUCCGACAAAAAGUCUCACAGAGGAAGAAAGUAAAAGUAAAAUGAGCAAACUGAGGGCUGAAUUAACCAUUCCGAAAAAGGAUCUCAGUUCGACGAUUCGUAAAAAGACGAGUGCUUCGGAUAACAGGGUGUCCGCUACGGAAUUUAAUUCUGUAUUUAUUUUAUUUUAUCUCUCUCUUCCCCCUUUCUCUCUCUCUCUCUCUCUCUCUCUCUCUCUCUCUCAUUCACUCUUUUCUUCCUCGUUACUAAAGUUUCUUUCUUUUUUCUUUUUUUGGUAG